GAUACGAUUCUGAUGCGGACCGAUCGACCAGAAAUAUAUGUAUCUCACGAUGCGGGUAAUCGUUGGCUCGAGCUAGUUGUCCAAGGCAACAAUUUCACGGAAAUCUUUCCUCACACAUAUAAACGCAACAUUGUAUUCCUCCUGACAGACUCUGGUCAAGUUCAAUUUUCGACUGAUCAAGCCGUCAAUUUUCAGACAUUCUUUCCACCCACCCCGCCAACGAGCAGCGGACUAGAACCACUGGCUUUCCACCCAGCACACACCAGCUGGUUGUUGUGGUUUGGCCAGCAGAAAUGCCCGGAACCCACAAAUCGUAUAGACUGCACGACUCUGUACAUCAGCAAAGAUUUUGGAACGAGUUGGGAGAAUCUCCUUUCCGAUGUUCACAAAUGUCGAUUUGUGGAUAGUGAUAAAAGCUGGAACAAGGAGAAUUUGAUCUACUGCGAGCGGUACGAAGAUGACCAGCUUCAGCUUCUAUCUAGUGAUACAUUCUUCAGAACGUGGAAAAUUUUGUUUGCUAAUGUUAUUCCCGAAUUUGUCAAGCUCUCUGAAUAUGUAUACAUCAUCGUGCCAAUUGCCAACGAGAAAGGAGUCGAUUUGCAAAUCACUGAUGAUGGACUCAGUUUUUACAAGGGCGAAUUUCCAUCGACACUUCGAAGAUUCACCGGAAUAUCUAUUCUACCAAGCCCUACUCAUUGCCUUUUCGCUCUUUUGAGCACUGGUAAUAACAAAGGGGCUGCGUAUGGGACUCUCGUCAAAGACAGUGGUAGAGGUACUCCGUUUGUAUCCGUUCUUCCUGGAGUCAAUCGAAUCCAAACUGGAGAGGUAGACUUCGAAAGGAUCAACGGCCUUGAAGGAAUUAUCAUAAUCAAUAUUGUUUCGAAUCUUCGAGCGGCUAUUCGAGGGGAGCCAAAAAAGCUGAAGACGAAGAUAUCUUUCAAUGAUGGGGCUGACUGGAGAUUGAUCCCCCCGCCGUCUCAUGAUGCUGAUGGACUUUUAUUGGGGUGCUCUGGAGCCACAGGUACUUGCUCUCUCCAUUUGCAUGGUCGAUCAGAAAGUAGAGAGACGCUCCAAAUCCAUCCUCUACUCAAUGAACGCUUAAGAUCUCGAUCUCCGAUAUCAUCCCUGCAAGGGGUGGGCAUAGCUAUUGCCAUUGGCAAUGUUGGCGAGAGUCUUACGGGCAAAGAAGAUGCACACAUGUUCAUGACUCGUGACGGGGGGGUUACAUGGACCCACAUCGCAGAGGGAGAGCACAUGUGGGCCUAUGGAGUCCAAGGCUCCUUAACAGUUAUAUCCAGCGCCAUCAAGGAAACGAACCAUAUAAAAUACUCAGUCAACGAAGGGCUGUCCUGGAAAACAUAUCAGUUUACAGAAAACCCCGUCAAAGUUGUCCACUUAUCGACCGAUUCAGACGAGACAUCGCGAAAUUUUAUUGUUUGGUCUGUAUCAGACUCCGGUCUCGCCACUAUUGCGAUAGACUUCAGUGCAUUGUUGACACGCAAUUGCAAUUUGCCCGGAGAUUCAUUAGAUGUUGAUGGCGAUUUUUAUUCUUGGAUCCCAUUUGAUCCCCUCAGAUCUGAUAGAAGCUGCAUGUUUGGCCGUACAACGCAGUAUCUCCGCAAGAAGCCAUCAGCAGAUUGCUAUAAUCCAUUUCCAAUUCCUCAGCCAUUUGCACUACUAGCUAAUUGUAGUUGCUCCAACGAAGAUUUUGAA
Hyaloscypha bicolor E is the source of this 1713-nucleotide messenger RNA. RefSeq names its product Oligoxyloglucan reducing end-specific cellobiohydrolase. Gene Ontology annotation, molecular function: protein binding. The transcript has a single exon. The annotation marks the transcript as partial. Gene Ontology annotation, biological process: Golgi to vacuole transport; protein targeting to vacuole; Golgi to endosome transport. NCBI's taxonomy places the organism in Eukaryota, Fungi, Ascomycota, Leotiomycetes, Helotiales, Hyaloscyphaceae. The record is from RefSeq and is a predicted model, not a curated record. Gene Ontology annotation, cellular component: Golgi apparatus; membrane.